Molecule: messenger RNA, 5078 nt
Organism: Choloepus didactylus (southern two-toed sloth)
Lineage: Eukaryota; Metazoa; Chordata; Mammalia; Pilosa; Megalonychidae
Gene: ATAD2
Product: ATPase family AAA domain containing 2
Exons: 28
Coding region: 101-4243 (1380 amino acids)
Biological process (GO): positive regulation of transcription by RNA polymerase II
Cellular component (GO): nucleus
Molecular function (GO): histone binding; ATP binding; chromatin binding
Source: RefSeq, a predicted model, not a curated record
UCGUGGCGCCAGAAUUCGGAGCGCGGAAGAGCCGGAGCAGCAGCCGCCCGCACCCGGGACCUGUCUCCUACCUUGGCGGCUCGGGAGACGAGAAGAGAAGAUGGUGGUCCUCCGCAGCAGCCUGGAGCUGCAUAGUCACUCCGCCACCUCGGGCACGGACCCCCUGGACCUGUCCAACGAGUUCCUCAGCUUGGAGCAGAUCGGCCGGAGGCGGCUGCGCUCGGCCCGCGCCGCUGAGAAAUCCGCCGUCACCGCGGCAGCCGCCGGCGUUAGAUCUUCAGUUAAGGAAGUUGCCUACCACCAGACACGUGCCUUAAGAUCUUUGAGAAAAAAUGCACAGAAUUCUUCAGAUUCUAGUUUUGAUAAGAAUAUGGAAAUAAUGGAGAAGCAUGCUAAUGGCAGGCAUUUUACAAGGCAACUGGCCAGACAGCAGGCUGAUAAAAAAAAAGAAGAAUGCAAAGAAGACAAAGUGAUUCCAGUUACUCGGUCACUGAGAACUAGAAACAUUGUCCAAACCCCAGAACACUUGCAUGAAGAAAGUGGUAAUGUUGAAGUCCGCCGCAGUUGUAGGAUUAGAAGUCGUUAUAGUACUGUAAAACAGUCUGUGCUAUUUGACAAACUUAUAACAAACACUGCUGAAGCUGUACUUCAAAAAAUGGAUGACAUGAAGAAAAUGCGUAGACAGCGAAUGAGAGAUCUUGAAGACUUGAGAGCAUUUAAUGAACCAGAAGAAGGGAAUCUUAAUAUGUACACGAGAGGAAAACAGAAAGCUAUUCAAAGAACUGAUGAAGAAACAACUGAUAAUCAAGAAGGCAGUGUGGAAUCUUCUGAAGAGGGUGAAGACCAAGAAGAUGAAGAUGAUGGUGAAGAUGAAGAAGAAGAUGAUGAUGAUGACGAUGAUGACGAUGAUGAAGAUGAUGAAGAUGAAGAAGAUGGAGAAGAUAAUCAGAAAAGAUACUAUCUUAGACAGAGAAAAGCUACUGUUUACUACCAAGCUCCACUAGAGAAACCUCGUCAUCCAAGAAAGCCCAACAUAUUUUAUAGUGGCCCAGCUUCUCCUACAAGACCAAGAUAUCGAUUAUCUUCUGCAGGACCAAGAAGUCCUUAUUGUAAACAAAUGAACAGGCGAAGGCAUGCAAUCCAUAGUAGUGACUCAACUUCAUCUUCCUCUUCUGAAGAUGAGCAACACUUUGAGAGGCGAAGAAAAAGGAGCCGUAAUAGAGCUCUCGGCAGGUGUCUCCCGCUUAAUUUUCGGAAAGAUGAAUUAAAAGGAAUUUAUAAAGAUCGAAUGAAAAUUGGAGCAAGUCUUGCUGAUGUUGAUCCAAUGCAGCUGGAUUCUUCAGUACGGUUUGAUAGUGUCGGUGGCCUAUCUAAUCAUAUUGCAGCUCUAAAAGAGAUGGUGGUUUUUCCUUUACUUUAUCCAGAGGUAUUUGAAAAAUUCAAAAUUCAGCCUCCAAGAGGUUGUUUGUUUUAUGGUCCUCCUGGAACUGGAAAAACUCUGGUUGCUAGAGCACUUGCCAAUGAGUGCAGCCAAGGGGAUAAAAGAGUAGCAUUUUUCAUGCGGAAAGGUGCUGAUUGUCUGAGUAAAUGGGUAGGGGAAUCUGAAAGACAGCUACGAUUACUGUUUGAUCAGGCCUAUCAGAUGCGUCCAUCAAUUAUUUUCUUUGAUGAAAUCGACGGUCUGGCUCCAGUACGAUCAAGCAGACAAGAUCAAAUUCACAGUUCUAUUGUUUCCACCUUACUAGCUCUUAUGGAUGGAUUGGACAGCAGAGGAGAAAUUGUGGUCAUUGGAGCUACCAAUAGACUAGAUUCUAUAGAUCCUGCUUUACGAAGGCCUGGUCGCUUUGACAGAGAAUUCCUUUUUAGCCUACCCGAUAAAGAUGCUCGAAAAGAAAUUCUGAAGAUUCACACAAGAGAUUGGAAUCCUAAACCACUGGACAUAUUUCUAGAAGAGCUAGCUGAAAAUUGUGUUGGAUACUGUGGUGCAGAUAUCAAGUCAAUAUGUGCUGAAGCUGCUUUAUGUGCUCUCCGUCGACGCUAUCCACAGAUCUACACUACUAGUGAGAAACUACAGUUAGACCUCUCCUCGAUUAAUAUCUCAGCUAAAGAUUUUGUGGUAGCUAUGCAAAAGAUGAUACCAGCUUCCCAAAGAGCUGUGACAUCACCUGGGCAGGCACUGUCCACUAUUGUGAAACCUCUUCUGCAAAGCACUGUUCACAAGAUCUUAGAAGCUGUGCAGAGAGUAUUUCCGCAUGCAGAAAUCGGAACAAAUAAAGCAUCAAACUCAGAUAUUUCUUGUCCUCUGCUAGAAAGUGACUUGGUAUACAGUGAUGAUGAUAUACCAUCAGUUUAUGAAAAUGGGCUUUCUCAGAAAUCCUUUAAUAAGGCAAAAGAAAAUUUUAACUUUCUUCAUUUGAAUAGAAACGCUUGUCACCAACCUAUGUCUUUUCGACCAAGAAUACUGAUAGUGGGAGAACCAGGAUUUGGACAGGGUUCUCACUUGGCACCAGCUGUCAUCCAUGCUUUGGAAAAAUUUACAGUGUAUACGUUAGACAUUCCUAUUCUUUUUGGAGUCAGUGCUACAUCCCCUGAAGAAACAUGUGCCCAGAUGAUUCGUGAAGCUAAAAGAACAGCACCAAGUAUAGUGUAUGUCCCACAUAUCCACUUGUGGUGGGAGAUCGUUGGACCAACACUAAAAGCCACAUUUACCACAUUGUUACAGAAUAUUCCUUCAUUUGCUCCAGUUUUACUGCUUGCAACUUCAGACAAACCCCAUCCUACUCUGCCAGAAGAGGUGCAAGAAUUAUUUAUACGUGAUUAUGGAGAAAUUUUUAAUGUCCAGUUACCUGGUAAGGAAGAACGAACAAAUUUUUUUGAAGACUUAAUCCUAAAACAAGCUGCUAAGCCUCCUAUAUCAAAAAAGAAAGCAGUUUUGCAGGCCUUGGAGGUACUCCCAGUAGCACCACCACCUGAGCCAAGACUACUGACAGCAGAAGAAGUUAAACGGUUAGAGGAACAAGAAGAAGAUACAUUUAGAGAACUGAGGAUUUUCUUGAGAAAUGUUACACAUAGGCUUGCUAUUGACAAGCGAUUCCGAGUAUUUACUAAGCCCGUUGAUCCUGAUGAGGUUCCUGAUUAUGUCACUGUAAUUAAACAGCCAAUGGACCUUUCAUCUGUUAUCAGUAAAAUUGAUCUACACAAGUAUCUGACUGUGAAAGACUAUCUGAGUGAUAUUGAUCUAAUCUGUAGUAAUGCUUUAGAAUACAACCCAGAUCGAGAUCCUGGAGAUCGUCUUAUUAGGCAUAGAGCCUGUGCUUUGAGAGAUACUGCCUAUGCAAUAAUUAAAGAAGAACUUGAUGAAGAGUUUGAACAUCUUUGUGAAGAAAUUCAGGAAUCUAGAAAGAAAAGAGGUUGUAGCUCUUCCAAAUUUGCCCCAUCUUACUACCAUGUGAUGCCAAAGCAAAAUUCCACUCCUGCUGGUGAUAAAAAAUCAGAUCUGGAGCAGAGUGAGAAACUGAAGAUGCCCAGUAUUCCUGUGGCUUGUAGCACACCUGCUCAGUUGAAAAGAAAAAUCCGCAAAAAGUCUAAGUGGUACUUAGGCACUAUAGCAAAACGAAGGAGAACGUCACAGGCAAAAGAUGAUAGCCAAAAUUCAGUGGAUGACAAGAUUGAGAGUGAUACAGAGGAAAAUCAAGAUACAAGUGUAGACCAUAAUGAGACUGGAAACACAGGAGAUUCUUCAAUGGAAGAAAAUGAGAAGCAGCAAAAUGUUCCUGAAAGCAAAGUGGAGUUGGGAAACAAUUCUAGUGUUGAGAAUGAACUUGAAAAAUCUAAGACUACAGCAUGUACAGAAUUGAGAAAAGAUAAGAUUCCUUGCAAUGGAGAUGCUACUAGCUCUCAGAUAAUAGAUAUUUCUGAUGAAAAUGAAGCAAAAGAAAUGUGUGUUCUGCGAAUGACUCGAGCAAAACGUUCCCAAGUAGAGCAGCAGCAGCUCAUCAGUGUUGAAAAAGCUUUGGCAAUUCUUUCAGAGCCUACACCCUCACUUGUUGUGGACCAUACACGAUUAAAAAAUCUUUUGAAGAUUGUUGUGGAAAAAAGUCAAGAAUAUAAUAUAUUUCAGUUGGAAAAUUUGUAUGCAGUAAUCAGCCAGUGUAUUUAUCAGCAUCGCAGGGACUAUGACAAAACAACACUUAUUCAGAAAAUGGAGCAAGAAGUAGAAAACUUUAAUUGUUCCAGAUCAUGAUGUCUUCAUGGUAUCAAGUAUUCUUUAUAUUCAGUUCCUAUUUAAUUCACUUUUGUUGUGUCAACAUAACUGAUGCAAGAUAAAAUCUUGCAUCUUAAGGAAAAGAUUUACGUAGUGAAAUAAAAGUAUUUAAACUUUCUGGGUAUUUAUGUACAUGUGUAAGAUAAUUACAGAGAUAACUGAUAAAUAUUGGAAGUUUGGUUGAACAAGGCACUGUGGUAAUAUUAAUGCUGUGGCAUAUCAGUAGUGAAGUGUAGCCAACUCUUUAAAAAAACAAGUUAUUUUGAUAACGGUUUUGUGGCACUUGAGAGUAAUUAGUGACAUUGAAAUUUUUUUUAUUAAGCACUUUUAAUUUUAUCCUUCCUGAAAAUAGUUUGUUGAAUUGGACUAGAAGUUACCUUCCUUUUUGUCAUCUUUGUUUUCUUGAUGCUUUUCUCCCGUCUGCCUUUAUAUUCCCCUGUAUCUCCAGUUAAGAGCCAGUGUUCAGGUCAUGAUUUGUAGGAGUGCCCUUGAACAACUGGCUGCACCACAAUUCUGUACUUGAAUGUCAAAAUGCUUUUUAGGUAAACAUUUUUAUAAUUCUUAUUUGUGUUAAUAAAAAUUUUAAAUAUUUUUUUGUUUACUUUGAUGAUUAUUUACACCAUAAAUGUAUUAAUAACUGCCUUGAAUAUCUUUUUAACAGGACAAAAUUUUGUAGUUGAAAACUGCUUAUUCCCUCUAAAAUUGUGUUAAGGUUGUAUCCUAUGAAUACCUUUUAUAUACAAUUAUAUAAAUAUAAAUAUUAUAAUUUUGUAUUAAUGAUACCAAAAAUACAUUUCUUUAGUAAAGCAAUAAA